ACCGAACCGAAUCUUGAACCCGAGAAUUGGAUUCCGUCUUCACCCCACUGUCCCGGCAAUUCACCUGCACCACUCUCCACAAGUCCAGGGCGACGCUCCAACAUGUCGUCGUCAAUCACACGGCUGCCGCCCCUCUUGUUCCCGGCGACCGCCAGGCACACGGCCACGGUCAUCUUCAUCCACGGGCUUGGCGACACGGGCCAUGGCUGGGCCGGCGCCGUCGAGAACUGGCGCCGGCGGCAGCGCCUCGACGAGGUCAAGUUUAUUCUGCCGCAUGCGCCGGCAAUUCCAAUAACCUGCAACUGGGGGAUGAAAAUGCCGGGGUGGUAUGAUAUUCACACAAUCGACGGCACCCCCGAGUCGCUACGCAAGCACGAGGACGAAGCCGGCAUUCUGGCCAGCCAGGCCUACUUCCACGACCUGAUCCAGAAGGAAAUCGACUCGGGCAUCCCCGCCGACCGCAUCGUCAUCGGCGGCUUCAGCCAGGGCGGCGCCAUGAGCAUCUUUAGCGGGCUGACGGCAAAAGUCAAGCUUGCGGGCAUUGUGGCCCUCUCGUCGUACCUGGUGCUGAGCGCCAAGUUUGCCGACUUCGUGCCCAAGCCCGACGUGAACAGGCAGACGCCCGUCUUCAUGGCCCAUGGCGAUUCCGACCAGGUGGUCAACAUUGCGCUGGGAAAGACGUCGUUUGACCUGCUCAAGGGCAUGGGGUACAAUGCGGAGUUCAAGGUUUACAAGGGCAUGGAACAUUCUGCGAGUCUGGAGGAAUUGGAUGACGUUGAGGCGUUCCUGCGGGAGAGGUUACCGGCGCUGGGGGACAACGAGGGCAAGUCGGAGUUGUGA
Canariomyces notabilis is the source of this 840-nucleotide messenger RNA. Its product is annotated as acyl-protein thioesterase-1-like protein. The transcript is spliced from 3 exons. Gene Ontology annotation, biological process: protein depalmitoylation. The record is from RefSeq and is a predicted model, not a curated record. NCBI's taxonomy places the organism in Eukaryota, Fungi, Ascomycota, Sordariomycetes, Sordariales, Chaetomiaceae. Gene Ontology annotation, cellular component: cytoplasm. Gene Ontology annotation, molecular function: palmitoyl-(protein) hydrolase activity; carboxylic ester hydrolase activity. The coding region runs from base 103 to 840 and encodes 245 amino acids.